Molecule: messenger RNA, 3725 nt
Organism: Linum trigynum
Lineage: Eukaryota; Viridiplantae; Streptophyta; Magnoliopsida; Malpighiales; Linaceae
Source: the annotation of a GenBank genome assembly
CUAGAACGGGGCGGGGCGGGUCAGAAGUAAAUACCCAUGCCCCGCCCCACACUACUGCGGGUCGGGUAAUACCCGCCCCAUCGCGGGUCAGGUCAGGUAAUACCCGCGGGGCGGGUUGAAAUUGCCAUCACUAGAAUCAGGGUUUCAUGGAGGUGUGUUUUGAGGGGGAUGCUAAGGUCAUUAUUGACAAAAUCAACCAUGCGGAUGCUAGUGAUAGUCGGAUUGGUGCUAUUCUUGCGGAAAUUAUUCAUCACUUGGCGGUUCGCUCAGGGUUUAGUGUUAGAUUUGUAGGUCGACGUAGCAAUAGGGUAGCCCACUUGGUGGCUCGUAAGGGCCUCUCUUUGUACCCGACUGCGAGUCGUUUCUUUGAUUUUCAGGCCUAGCUGCUCUCAGGGAUGUAACUAUCUUUUGUUUCGAUCAAUGAAGAUUAUCUUUUGUAAUAAAAAAAGACCGUUUUCGGAGCUGGAAAUCUGGUCAAGUGUUCUAGAUAAUGAUGGGGUAAAAGCACCGGGACCCGAUGGCUUUUCGUGAGAAUUCUACAAAAAAUGCUGGACUUGGCUCAAAUAUGGUAUUGUGAAUGCAUUCAAUGAGUUCCAUUUGUCAGGGAAACUACCUACGAGCACUACUCAUUCUUUCAUCUGCCUUGUGCCGAAGAAAGAUAUUGUUGAAGAUAUUAAAGAUCUGAGGCCCAUUAGUUUAAUGGGUAGUAUUAACAAACUCUUUAUCAAGGUAUUGGCCAGAAGACUCAGGGAGGUUCUCCCCUAUCUUGUUUCUGUUAAUCAGCAGGCAUCGGUAAAUGGAAGACAAAUUGCGGAUGCGAGGCUCAUCGCAUUCGAACUGGUCGACAGCCGGCGCAAGAGCAGAAAACCCGGGCUGAUGUUCAAGUUAGACAUCGAGAAGGCGUUCGAUAAUGUAAGUUGGAACUGUUUACUCAAUGUGUUGUCUAAACUUUGCUUCCGACGCAAGUGGCAAGAUUGGAUUCGUGGCGUCAUGUGCUCUCCCAUGAUUUCGUUAUUAAUCAAUGGCGAAUCAAAAGGGUACUUUCCAACUUGCAAAGGUCUUCGACAAGGCGAUCUCCUAUCGUCGGGUCUCUUUGUACUUGUAAUGGACAUCCUAUCUUUCAUGAUAGCUAAGCUUAAAGAAGAAGGAAGAGUCAGCGGCUUCUACAUGGAUGAAAGAAAUAGCAGAGGAGAAGUUAACCAUCUACUUUUUGCAGACGAUACUUUAAUCUUCUGUGAUGCAGAUUAUGAUCAAAUUCUGAAUAUCCUAGCUACUCGUGCGUGCUUCCAAGCUGUCACCGGACUGAAAAUUAACCUGGAGAAGACAAUUAUGUUCACAGUUGGCAAUGUGCCAAACCCGGAUUACCUUGCUGCGAUUUUUGGAUGCAAAUGGAGUCGGGAACCUUCCAAGUAUCUUGGGUUUCCGCUGGGAGCUAAGGCUAAUGCUAUAUCCACUUGGAGCACCAUCUGUGAUAACUAUCAAAAGCGCCUUGACGGGUGGAAGAGACGUUAUUUGUCUCUAGGAGGCAGGCUGACCUUGAAUAAAGCAAUACUCUCCAAUCAGCUUGUUUAUUACUUCUCCCUGCUUCGGGAGCCAGCUGCAAUAAUUAAGAAUAUGGAAAAAACACAGUGCAAGUUCAUUUGGAGUGGGCCGGGAGACAACCAUAAAGUUCCUUUAGUUAAAUGGGAUAUAUGUAAAGCUCCCAAGGAACGUGGUGACCUAGGAGUCAUUGAUCUAUCCAGUUUUAACAAAGCAAUGUUAAGCAAGUGGAUUUGGAGAUAUACAAGUGAAAGGGGAAGUUGGUGGAGGUCUCUCAUUGAAAUCAAGUAUUCAAACACUACAUCUUCCUGACAUACUGGUAGGAGUAGCAAUGGGUUUUAAGGUUCAGUUUGGGUCAAUAUCACAAAGGAGGAUAGUGAUUUCUGGAAACUCGCUAACAUUGACCCCGACAAUGGAGCUUGGGUCUCCUUCUGGCACGACGCUUGGAUCCUUGAAGUGACUCUUACUAAUUCCUUCCCGCGUGUCGCCGCCGCCACACUGAAUCAAGAAGCCUGGAUCUCUGACUACUUUAUCCGAUCUGGUGAGAAUGUGAGUUGCACUUUUUCUUUAAAUUAUAAUCUGAGAGCAAGGGCUGAUAGAGAGCAGGUUUCUCUUCUAAAUCUUCUUAAUUAUGUUGUUAUCUCAAGGGUGACCAGUGGACCUCCUAGGCUCGUCUGGUCACCACGAUCAGAUUCCUUGUUUUCUGUCCAAUCAAUGUACAGGUGCCUCUUCAAGGAGCGUUUUGAAGGAGUACCAAACUUCCCUGCUGCUUCCGUUUGGCGCCAAUCAAUUUCCAUCAAGAUCUGCACUUUCAUUUGGCUUCUAUCCCACAAGAAAAUACUCAUUCUCGACAACCUCAAGAAGAAGGGGUGGCUGAUCGCGAACCGAUGUGAGCUGUGUCGAAAAGAGGAAGAAACUGUGGACCAUCUUUUUGUUGAUUGUGAAUUUACCCGCGAUAUUUGGAACAGGUUGCAAAGGAUCUGCAGCAGUCUUAAUCCACCAUCUAGAGACACUUUGUCCAUAAUUUGCAGGUGGAGGAAGGAUGAUCCGAGUGACUUUAAUGGUUGGAUCAGUUAUUCUGCCUACCACUCUAUUUGCUGGCAGGUGUGGUUAGAAAGAAACCAACGCAUCUUCCAUUAUAUUAGUCUCGACCCGGCUGUCAUCCUCAAGAAAGCAUCUAGAUCCAUGAUUGAUUGGCCAAUCUCGCAUGAGAAGAUUGGGAGGGAGCAAUGUUUGCAGUGGCUUAAUGCCAUUUUAUCCAUUUUGUGACGACUUCUCUUUGAAAUGAGAUACGAAGGGUGUGAUUUGUUUGCACAUGUCGGUUUAGGUGGUACUAAUGUGGAUAGUGGCAAAGUUGGAGCGUUCUAUUGUUUUCAAAGAUGUUGACAGGUGUUGUUGUUACCUCUGGAUUAAGUGUUGCUGAUGUUGUUGCUUUGUUCAUGCAAUGCUGGUUGUCCCAGUGGAGAGUUUAUAAGAAGUGCUGAUGGAGUGUGCUACUAGUUUCUGUUAGUCAUAUGCAGAGCUGAUCAACAUUUCUUUCCUUCGUUUGUAUGUGGCUGUAGUCGUGAGCUCUCACCUUUUGACAUUUUCUUUCCUUUUCCCUUUGUGGUUCGGGGCUUCUGAACCGGCCCUUUUCAUUUAAGUUUGUAAUCACUAUUAACUUCCUGGUUUCAUUUCGAUUUUAAUAUAUUUUCCAAUGCCAUUAUAUAAAAAUAAAAUAAAAAGAGUUUUGUUUAUUUGUUUGUUUUGUUGUAAAGAAAUUCAUAAUGUGCGGCUCCCCAUCCCCGCCAGACCAUGCUCUUGAGUCAACGAUAAGUUUUAGCAUACAAGUGCUCUUUCCCUAUCCUCCUUUUUGGUCCCUAAAGUUUAUUUUCCAUCCAAACGAGAUACCGUUUUCUUGCCGCCACCCAUUUCGAUUCUUAAUACCUCAUUAAGAGCUCGUUGACUGUUGACAAACCGAGGCUGAGAGAGAUUAACCAUCUGAAAAUCGGCAUAAAUCCGGCGAAUAUUCCCCCGCUCCGGCGAGCCUAGACUCUAACCUCUCCUCAAUGCCUUUCUUUAUUUGCGUUGAAUAAGAUUCUUUUUUUCUCCGGCUAGCUUAUCAAUGCUUCUUUUAAAUUAUUAGCCACAGUUCCCUUUCACACGUCGAAAAGAAAAGGACAAACCAUUAAAGAAUCUUGAAAAUU